Aspergillus homomorphus CBS 101889 is the source of this 726-nucleotide messenger RNA. RefSeq lists its product as uncharacterized. Lineage: Eukaryota; Fungi; Ascomycota; Eurotiomycetes; Eurotiales; Aspergillaceae. Gene Ontology annotation, biological process: biosynthetic process. The record is from RefSeq and is a predicted model, not a curated record. The transcript has a single exon. Gene Ontology annotation, molecular function: catalytic activity. The coding region runs from base 65 to 538 and encodes 157 amino acids.
GUGUUUCCCGAGCUCAUGAUGACUGUCCAGUCCUCGAUACAAGCAGCUGCGGCCCUAAGUCUAGAUGAUCUGCCAGACGGAAAUCCUUUCGUGUCCAUGGCAAGAGGAGUCAUGUCUGCUCUUGUGGAGUUCACCGAAAUAUAACAUCUUGUCGGGACUUGCGCCGGGGCCAAACGCGAACCUCGAUCUGGACGAGGAAUGGGCGCCAUCCUUUACGGGGACGAUGUACUAUCGCUUAAUUGGUAUGGAAAGACAGAGUCGUGUUGCAGUCUGGACCCUGCGUGUGCGCAUGAUUGCGAUCAACCUCGAAGAUCCCGCCUGUGGUAGUGGAGCGUGCUCGCUAGGUGCCCAUCUCGCGCUAUCCCAUGCUCAUGGAAGUCGAAUCCAUCGAUUCAAGCUUGACCAGGGUGUUGAGAUGGGAAGAUAUAGUCGGAUUGUUGUUGAGAUCUGUUUGGAUGAGGAGAGGCGUCGGCUGUUGGAGGUGAAGCUCGCGGGUCAUGCCGUAGUGGUUGCGGAGGGAAUCCUCAACUUGGAUUGAAAAUCUUGUGCGGUGCACGAUGCGAUGCUGUGAAGCAUGCGGGAUUCGGUGAUGCGACAUGUCUUCUUCAAUGUGGGCUGAGAUAAACUGUAUGUUCCCGGUGUUCGUAUUGCAAGCUUCAGGUAUGGAGUCAUAUUGUGAUGCACCUGGGUUGUAGUUAGUGUAAUAUCUAGUGUAGUUGUGCCAAU